AUGAGCACUACUAUUAAACCACCUGCUUUGGCUACUGCUCGGAUCGGAUGUAUUAUAUCCCUUGUAUUGUUUUACUAUUUGAGACUCAUGUUGUACUUCCACGGACUUCUCAACGAGUACUUCAACGGUUGGAGUACGGAAACAUUGGAUAAGCACCUGCCCUUUGCCUACAACUGCUCCUGUUGGGUGACGCCGAAUGACCGGCUCGUCUUCUACACACGUGCACCGGCUUGGAAGAAGUUUGGGAAUCAGGUGAAAGUGGCUCACUUUGCUGGUCUUGAGAAACCCUGGAGAUACAGCUUGGCUGCUAACGACGCAGCAAUUUGUCACGCCAUCGAGCGCCUUGAAAGCUCCGACACUAACUUCACCGAUGCCGAACAGACCAGUGUCCUAGCCCUGUGGUGGGCCAUAUUUUUCAAGAGAGUGAAGCAUCAACUAAGCUAUGGCAUGUUCUUAUCAACGACAUUCGAACCGGUUCCGCUCUCGCCACCGCCGCCGACGCCGCUAAGAGAUCAUGCGUCCCAGCACCAGGAACAAAACCAGUUUCAUUUCGAGAAUGAAUACUAUCAUCCCGAGUUUCACGAUACCUCAUUUGAUCAUUUACACAGCGGACAGCGGGUUGACGAGGCCAAGCGAUUUGAAGAGUACUACGUGUACGAGGAACCUCCAAAACAUGUAGAACCUCUGUGCCACAAGUACUUCGAGGACAGAAUGGCGCAUAAACGUCAUGAUUCACAUUACCAUCAGCAGCCAGCGUAUCAUCAUCAUGAAGAAAAUCAGCAACCGCACUAUGAGAAACAUUGUUUUCAACCUACGUCUCAGGAAUACCACCAGGAACAAUACGAUCCAGCGCACCAAAAGAAUUCCCUUCCUCAACAACAACAGCAUCGGCAGAAUGAAAUGUGUCAUCACAAUCAACACCAUCAACAGCAACAACAAUGGCAUGAUCAAACGCAUCAUGAGCACUAUGUGAAGCUGUCGCCUCCACCACCGCUGUCUGGACAAGACCAUGUAGAAACGCAGCGGGAUGCUUCAUCUUUUCAGUCAUCCCUGUCACUUCAACCGCCGCCACCGCCAGAACCACCAGAAACAAGGAAUGACAAGGAUCCGCUCUUCUUUGCGCCCAACCCGAUGUGUUGUGAGUGUCUCAAGGAACUUCAAUGGAGCAGACAGUUUGUGGAUCCAUUUCAUCGGGAUCUUAUUUCCCCGGUGUCAUUGCUCUCAGUGGCUACUCGCGUGAGGCGCCGCUCAACACCGCUCUUGCCUCUCGGGUCCGAAUUAAUCAGGGGUUCGCAGAAGCUGACAUUCCCAAUUGUGGCUAUCGAGGAGCCUUCAAAGGCAAGUGGAAUUCAGUCUCGUAAAAAGGAAAAAAAAAGCUGCCUUCACCAAAUCCAAAGGGGAAAAUUAAAUAAAAAAAGGCGUCGGGGAAAGUCUAUUGAACGUGGUAAAUUACUUGACGCAGCCAGAAAGCAAAUGCAGUUAAAGGAGGGUGGAAACAUGCGAACGAUUGCACCAUUUCCAAUGUCCACACCAGACACCAGCCCAACACAGCUAGGGGGGGAAGACACGACAACACCAACAGCGCUAAAGUUGGAGUCAACCCUGACAACUAAGAUGAACAAAGGGCAAUUGCAAUCAAAGGGUAACAAUGUGAAAAAUUCAACAAUCUCGACGUCUGUAUCGACUUUAACCGUCGCACCGGACAAGAGCCGAAAACAGUUAAAGAAGGAUGACAAGAUAAUUUUUGGGUCGGUGCUACCCGUAUCAUUAACUUCAGCAACUACACCAGGCACUAGGCAGAUGCAGUUAAAGGUAGACACGAUGACAUCACUAGCAAUGGUGUCAACCACAACAAACCCGAACACUAAAACCAUAACCACAACUCCUAAGUCAAAGGUUCUUGAUGUUACGAGUUUCGAAGAACCAGCUUUGGAUGCACUGGCUUCCCGACAGGGCGAGAUUACUUCUCUGAACACCCCGAUGUCGAUGUCAGAGGAAGGAUCGAAGGCAUUAGAACCGAGAAAAGGGGAAGGUCUAAAUGACUUUUACGAAAGAAGCAAGUUUGAAUCACAUAAACCAAAAAGGACGGUUGAACAUGAAGUUGAAGAUACUCCCGUGAAUGAUGCACCGUGGCUGCCUCGAACAGUCAAAACCCAAAAUGCUCCUAAGAAACUUUCGAAAGGGUCCCAAUACUUUUGCGAUCGCCACCGACCGCAUUCUCCGCCGCCGGACUGGCGAAUGUUCGCAUGGGAGCGCGGCGACAUCGACUACACGGGUAGUGAUCGUUUCUCUAACAUCCUCGCUCGCAUACGCACCACUAUUCGACAGGCGGAAGAGGAAGCGAUGCCUAUCGAUUUUCGUGGCAGUAAUCGCGGUGGCGGUAGAUUUAGCGAUCGAGGUGGGGGCAGGGGACGCGGCGGCUUCGGUGGAGAUCGUGGGGGUCGUUCCAGCUAUGGCGGUGAGGGUGACAGAGGUGGUUUUCGAGGUGGAGGUAGGGGUUUUAGAGGUGGUGGUCGCGGUGGUGAUCGAGGCGGCGGACGAGGAGCACCUCGCGGACAUGGUGGCUUUCGUGGAGGAAUGCGAGGAGGGAAGAAAGUAUUCAUAGAGCCUCAUCGUCACGAAGGAAUAUUCGUUGCCAAAGGGAAGGAGGAUGCCCUUGUUACUCGCAAUCUAGUCACGGGCGAGUCAGUUUACGGUGAAAAACGUAUAAGUGUUGACGGUGACAACGGCACAAAGGUUGAAUAUCGUGUGUGGAAUCCCUUCCGUUCAAAGUUAGCCGCUGGUAUUAUCAACGGUCUGGAGCACAUUCACAUGCGCCCAGGAAGCCGUGUUCUUUAUUUGGGAGCUGCUAGUGGGACCACCGUCUCUCAUGUUUCUGACCUAGUUGGUCCCAAGGGAGUUGUCUAUGCCGUCGAGUUUUCACACCGUUCUGGCCGCGAUUUGCUGAAUGUCGCGAAACACCGUACAAAUAUCGUGCCAAUAAUAGAGGACGCCCGUCAUCCGCAUAAAUACAGGAUGUUGGUCGGAAUGGUUGAUUGUAUCUUUGCUGAUGUUGCCCAACCGGAUCAAUCACGUAUUGUCGCUGUUAAUGCGGAGCACUUCCUAAAAAAUGGUGGCUAUGCGGUGAUAUCUAUCAAGGCCUCUUGCAUUGACUCGGUAGCUGCACCUGAAGUUGUAUUUGCCAAAGAAGUCGAUACUUUACGGAAACAACAAUUCACUCCUCGGGAGCAGGUUACUCUGGAGCCUUACGAGAGAGGCCAUGCUAUGGUCACGGCUCAGUACAGGGUGCAGAAAAAACCGGCUUAA
Molecule: messenger RNA, 3306 nt
Organism: Echinococcus granulosus
Lineage: Eukaryota; Metazoa; Platyhelminthes; Cestoda; Cyclophyllidea; Taeniidae
Product: rRNA 2'-O-methyltransferase fibrillarin
Exons: 6
Coding region: 1-3306 (1101 amino acids)
Biological process (GO): box C/D sno(s)RNA 3'-end processing; rRNA methylation
Cellular component (GO): box C/D methylation guide snoRNP complex; small-subunit processome
Molecular function (GO): rRNA methyltransferase activity; RNA binding; histone H2AQ104 methyltransferase activity
Source: RefSeq, a predicted model, not a curated record